Messenger RNA from Candoia aspera, 932 nucleotides. Its product is annotated as lymphocyte antigen 6E-like. Gene Ontology annotation, molecular function: acetylcholine receptor inhibitor activity. Gene Ontology annotation, cellular component: plasma membrane. The transcript is spliced from 4 exons. The record is from RefSeq and is a predicted model, not a curated record. Lineage: Eukaryota; Metazoa; Chordata; Lepidosauria; Squamata; Candoiidae. The coding region runs from base 9 to 389 and encodes 126 amino acids.
CCAGCGGGAUGAAGGCGCCCUUCGCGCUCCUCCUGGCCGCCUGCCUCUGCGUGGACGGCGUUUUCUCGCUGGUGUGCUGGUCGUGCGAGAAUGCCGAAUCAACAUGGGGCUGCUGGAGGCUGCAAGUCUGUUCCAGUGAAGAUAACUACUGUGCCACCACCUAUACCGGUGCAGGAAUUGGUGAUUAUUCCACGCAGUCGAUCAACAAGGGCUGUGUGCCUAUUUGCCCCCAAGGCGGGAUCAAUAUUGGCAUUGCGGCCGUGUCGGUGAAAUGCUGUUCCUCGUCUUUCUGCAAUGUCAGCGGGGCAAGCAGCAUCAAAACAAACCAUCUUCUGUUGGUGUUGGCGAUGCUGGCCAGUUUCUUCUAUCUCUUCGGACCCAGGCUGUGACUGAGGUACCUCUCCAGCUGCAUCGAGAGGCCACGUGCGUUCCCGAAAUUGUGUAUUAAGAAUGCCAUUUAACCGUACUGCUUUUUAAUCUGGGAUUUUACUAGGUUUGUGGAAAUAAUUGCAGGGGAGGGGAAAUUUUGUUUUCUAGCAUCGCUUGGGAUUGUCGGAGGCUGGGCACAUCCAAAAGAGAGAACCUCUAGGCCAGUGUUUUUCACCCUUGGCCACUUUAAGCUGUGUGGACCUCAACUCCCAGAAUUCCCCAAAGCUGGCUGGGGAAUUCUGGAAGUUGAAGUCCACACAUCUUAAAGUUGGGAAGGUUGAGAAACACUGCUCUAGGCCGUGGGAAGGUAUGAAAUCAUUACAGAGGCCUUAAAAAGGUCGUGGUUGGUGGACCACCGGGCACAAACCUGGCUGAGAGGAUGUGUAGCUCUUCAUGAAGGUCUGUUAUGCAAAUGAAUGCAGCAAAUCCAAGUUUGUCACAUUUUACGUUAAGCAUGAUUGUGGGGCUUUUUGAAUGGAAUAAACAUUUUGAUUCGUAACGUU